Molecule: messenger RNA, 2379 nt
Organism: Puccinia graminis f. sp. tritici CRL 75-36-700-3
Lineage: Eukaryota; Fungi; Basidiomycota; Pucciniomycetes; Pucciniales; Pucciniaceae
Exons: 6
Coding region: 1-2379 (792 amino acids)
Source: RefSeq, a predicted model, not a curated record
AUGAAGGCUAAUCCCCUAGUUCUCUUUGGUACAAGUCGACCUACAAGUCCGGCCAACAGACCUCAGCUACUAGCCACCCAACCUCCACCUCCACAUCAAUCCACCCUACACAACCCUCCCUCCCAACGCUCUCGUCGGCUACAUAUCAUCAAAAAAAACACAUCCAUGGAAUCGCCUCACUAUACCAGCAGCGGAUCCGCUUUGCAAGCUCAAUAUCAACCUGGAACCGAUCAACCUCCGACCUUCAGCUAUCAACUUGAACCCUACCACGACCCUCAAUAUCUUCCUCCGAAUCUUUGUUUUGGAAUCCAAGAGGACCCUCAAUAUGCUCCUCUGAAUGAUCGAGUUGAAUUCUGCCAGGACCGAUAUCGGAAUCAUCAAUAUGAGCCCUCCCAGGACCCGCGAUAUCCACCUAACAAUCAACAAGCCGAUGACUACAGCUCUUAUGAUUGCAACAACGAGCACGUUCCAGGCUCUUACUUGUCACACACCAGUCCCAAUAUCCACCCCAAUCAUCCGGAUCAUCGACAUGGCUCUCCUCGAUAUGCCGAUAUGGAACUCAACCUGGAGCGCGACCGUGUUGGCUAUCAAGACCCUCCCUCGCACAGCCGCCAACACUACCACCCGCAAGCAACACUAGCCAAUAUAAUAAGGCAUAACAGCCCCAGGUCUCAUGCAACUCCUCACCUCAGUCCUGCCAUCCCCCCCAACUCGGUUUACUCCACUGGCACAGCUCACACAAUGGGCACUACCACCUCUCGCAUGCCUGAUGCUCCUCAUGAUCUAGUUCCGUCGACCUUACCACCGUCUGGUAGUUCUCACUUGACUGUUGGAAACGACGGAAACGACCCCGACACUUCCCCUGGUAGUUCUCGCUUGACCGUCGGAAAUGACGGAAACAACACCGGCACUCUCUCUGGUAGUUCUCACUUGACCGUCGGAAAAGACGGAAACAACCCCGGCACUCUCUCUGGUAGUUCUCACUUGACCGUCGGAAACGACGGUGGCACUUUCGACAGCACUUCUCUUACCGAUGACAGCUUGCCAAACGAUCCCCCCCCUUCUCUUACCGAUGGCAGCUUGCCAAACGAUCCCCCCCCUUCCCUUACCAAUAGCAGCUUACCAAACGAUCCCCCCCCACAUAGUGCAACCCAUGUCCCCAAUACUAGCCUUGCCAAGUCGCUCUCGCAGCCCACUCCCACCAGCGUAGUCAAGACUCCCGCAGUCAAGAUACAACUUACCCCUGACGAUGUCAUGAGAACGUUUGAAGCAAAGACCCUCAGACAGCGCCGCACCCGACAAAAGGAAACCUCUUGGCACAAGUUCCGCAAGAACAAUCCGGAUGCCAAGGCUGCUCUGAAAAACACCAACAACAAUAUCGGCCAGCGCAACAAAGAUGUCGGCAAGCUUUACAAGCAGCAUAAAGCAACUCAAGCUGAUCCUGAGCCAUCUAACUCGCAAGUCACAGUCGAUUCUGACGCCGAUCCUAAUGCUGAAGAACGUGGUCGAUUUGGUAAAAUCUUCAAGUCCAACGAGACCCUCAGACAAGAAGUCAAGGAUUGGGCCAAUGGUGUUCAACUCAAGUUAAAGGAGCUUAGUGACUCCUUUGGAGUUGAAGGCUUUCUUGUCCUUGCUGCACAGGACCACCGAAAGCCCCUAUUUUUUCAGGGUGGCAGUCUACUUGGCGAUGACUACCUGCGUGGACUCAUCGAUGAGGGUAAUCCAAUGCGCAAGUUUGCUUUAUGGACGGCGGGAUCUAAAGCGGCUUCCAAGAAGAGGAAGGCCCCGGACGAUAGCAAUGCCACGGCAAAUAAGGAUACCGGUGAGGCUUCAAAGAAGAAGACCAAGUACGCGGUGGCAGCUUUUGAAAACCGAGAUGUCUGUCAAGGAUAUCUUGCUCUCAACCAUAAAUACAUUGCAGAAGAGCUUGGACUCAUGUUUAAGGCUGCGCAGUCCAAGAGUACCAUCAAAGGCAAGCUUAGACCCUGGCCUGGCACCGACACCAUCCUUCGACUGGCGAGAAUCAAUCACAAACUUGUCAUUCAGAAAAAUCCAGUAGGCCUCUCCGUGGAACAUUUAAUUAAUGUUCCUGUCAAGAAGAUGUCGAUUGAGCAUACCUGGCUUGUCCUUCGAGGCUUGAAGAACAAGUGGAUCAACUUGGUCGAGCAUCAAUUUGAUACCCUCCCAAAAUCAGCCCACGUGCGUAAACCAAAGGUGACCACCGCUAAUACCACUUCUUUGAGGCAGGAGGAGGAGGAGGAGGAGGAGGAAUAUGAUGACGAGGACGACGAGGACGACGAGGAUGACGAGGAUGACGAGGAUGACGAGGAUGAUGAGGAUGACGAGGAUGACGAGGAUGAAGACGAAGAUGAUUAUUAG